Molecule: messenger RNA, 474 nt
Organism: Cyclocybe aegerita
Lineage: Eukaryota; Fungi; Basidiomycota; Agaricomycetes; Agaricales; Hemipholiotaceae
Source: the annotation of a GenBank genome assembly
AUGACGGCUCCUCUGACUCCCAGCGAUAUCGAAAUCGCCACAAGAGCCGCCGACCACUUCACCCGCAUCUAUUACACCGCGUAUGACUCCGACACCCGCCUCGCCGAUCUCCCCCACUUCUACCGCCCCAACUCUUCCCUCACAUGGAAUGGCAAGCCCUUCCAGGGUGCAGAGGGUCUCACGCAACUCGUGUCCAAGAUGCCCGCAACCAAGCAUGAAGUGCAAUCCUUCGAUUGUCACCCUAUACCAGGCGCACAACCUCCAUCCCUAUUGAUCACAGUCUCCGGCAGCGUCACCCAUGGACGCGGUCCAGCAGGCAAUCCGCCAGAUACCCACCAGCGCAAUCCUGAGGGUCACCCACGCGUCUUUUCUCAAACCUUCAUCCUCGUUCCCGAUCCAACUGCCCCGCCGACAAAGCCUGGAGAGGUUGCGAAAUACUACGUUGGCGCCGACGCCCUUCGCUUUGUUGGAUAA